Molecule: messenger RNA, 2009 nt
Organism: Anopheles darlingi
Lineage: Eukaryota; Metazoa; Arthropoda; Insecta; Diptera; Culicidae
Gene: jagn
Product: protein jagunal
Exons: 4
Coding region: 174-773 (199 amino acids)
Biological process (GO): vesicle-mediated transport; endoplasmic reticulum organization
Cellular component (GO): endoplasmic reticulum membrane
Source: RefSeq, a predicted model, not a curated record
GAUUCUUGUUGUUGUUCUUCGUUGUUGUUCGGAAAAUCGUGAACGUGUAAUUUCCGUGCGUGUGAAUAAUGUGAAUACGCGGGUCCGUGAAACUCAACAGCACACGGAAAAAUCCGAAUCCUCGACGAGCCUCUCGUGAAAACUCAGCCUUCCCCCGCACUAACGACCGCACGAUGGCUUCCCGCGGCGGACCGAUGGUUAUCGGCACGGAUGGUGCCGAUUUCGAGCACAGACAACGCGUGGCCGCACAUUACCAAAUCAGCGCACUGAACAAAUCUCGGUUAAAGUACUGCAUUUUCUUCCACUAUCUGCUGUUCUUCGUGAUGCUAGUCAAACUAUCCGCCGACAUCCUCGACCGACUCGAUAUUUUUAUACUGGAAAUCGAGGAGCUUCAAAUACCGACACCGCUCUGGUGGGAAUACUUCUGGUGCCUCUCCGUGUUCCUGUCCUUCUUCGGACUGGCCGCCGUUCGUGGUAACCGCAUUAACGAUAUGAAGAAGUACAUGGUGGGUAUUAGCACGAUCGCGUUUGUGCCGCUACUGUACUGCAUCUUUUACUAUCUGAAUGAUGUACUGGAGUAUAUCAGCUUGGAAGAAGGUACCGAACUAGAAGAUACCGAUAUCUUCGUGUGGCAGGUAAUUGGCUAUCCGUACGGGUUGCUGUGGUACGGUUUUGUGCUAUUGGCCUUCCAGGUGCACUUUUUCUCGCUGUUCUUUGCCUGGAACCUGAUCAAAGCCUGGAGAGCACGCGGCGCUCUCAAGAGGGCCCAGUAGAAAAACGAUUGCGAUAACAGUGCACUACUACUGCGAUCCUCUCUCGCACAACGAAGAUCACGCGAAGUCAAAACACAACCGAUCGUGCUCAAUGCUCAACUGCUUGACCAUCCAGAAUCCACAACGAAAAGAACACGUUGGUCAGGAUAGUCAAGCAGGCACCCUCUGCAAGCCUCCCGAUGUUUGAAUCAACAAAGACAAUAUUGUUAGUGCGAUAUGCAAAACGAUUCGUAGCCCAAGUUGAUGUAUCCUGUAGCCCCAGUUUUUUUUUCAUUUCUUUAAAUGAAUUUCAUCCCUUCGAACCUCGACUUUGGUCGUCGAUGCAUUGCAUUAGGCAAACUGAAUAGUCACGACGUAAUAGAAGCUCACCUAUCAUAUCUAUUUGUAAUACUACAGUGAAUGUUACAACACAACCGGAGAGCGUGCGGUUAGAAAAGGUACUUAGUGUAAUUCAUACAGGAUAACCGGACUAACGAACUGCUCACCUUUUGCGUGUAAAUUGUACCAUCGAAUGAUUAAAGUGAGAUUACAUGGAAGAUAUUACAGGAACGAAUAAGUACCCCUGCCUGCCAUCGAAAGGAAGAAAAGCGGAACGAGGAAUUUAAUUUGCGUGUAAAUUGAACACCUGUUUUAUGUUAGCUGUUUGUAGAUAACCUUAGAUGACAUAACCAUUCAACAGAUUAUUGUUUUUUGAGAAAAGCAAGCACGAAUUCCUGCCAGAACAUACAACGAGAAGACACAACGGUUGGCUUUCGUUGCCUCGUUACUGCCUUCAACUGUAUGGACCCUUCUGCCGCCUACCGAUGCUCUCUCCCUCGUGCGAAGAUAUUUCACCUUUUACUGAAGUUUUGGACUGAUCAUCGACGCCACGACGAAGCUCGUGCGUGCGUUCAAUUUUGAUGUAGUGCCUCGCAUUCAAAGGGAGGCCAUUUCAUUUCAGCCAGACAAAUGCAAUGCUACGAAAUUAUCGAAACCGACCGGCAUUGUUGGGCCAGUGUUUAAUUUUUUUAUAUAACGUUUUUGGUAAUAUUGGUUUGUACCUCUGGUGAAAGUUAAAACCGAUCGAGACGACACACAUAUGCUGGGAAACGAUUGAAUGGAGAAGUGAAAUUGUUACGCAAAAUAUAUUUAUUGUGACGUGAAAGCGUGGAAAAGCUACUGAAAAUUGUUCUUAUGACGUUUGUAUGAUGGAUAAACUGUUCUUAAGAAUGUAUAAAUAAAGUGUUUUAUUACAAA